AUGCGUUUGGUAAUAGCUUUAUUUUCAAUUUCCGUAAUUUAUGCGGUACCUUUUCCCCACAAGGAUAAUAUCUAUGCUCUUGGACAUAAUGUUAAGGCCACCAGCUAUGUUGCGGUAACCAAACACGAAGGCAAACACGAUGAUCAUAAUGGACAUAAUGGAGAGAAAAAUCAUGGCUAUGAUGAUUAUAAAGCAAAAAGUCAUCACGGAUAUGGCAAAAACGAGGGACAUAAUAAAAAGGCUACCAGUUUUGUAACUAUCACCAAGAUCAAGCAUCAAAAAGAUAACAAUUAUGGUCAAGAGAGUGAGAGUAAGCAUGGAUAUGACCAUAAUUAUCAUGCAAAAGGCGAGAUGCACCAUUUAGAAAAUGAGGGAAGCAAGACACUUCGAAAAGAAACUACAUUUUUUGUUACAACCAAACACGAAGAUAACGUAGAUGGUCAUUUUGGGCUUCAUCAAGGAUAUGGCAACCAUGCUGAAGGACAUACCGGCGGCUAUGAGCAUCAAGGAAAAGAGAAUCAAGGGCAACAUCAUGAAAAAGCUACCAGUUUUGUCACUGUGACCAAACACGAGGAUCAUCAUGGCGAUAAUAGGCAUCAAGGUAUGGCAGGCAUGAAAUACAAGAAAAAUCAUGGACACGAACAACAUGGGAAAGCAACAAGUUUUGCCGUCGUAACCAAAUAUGAAAAUAAAAAUGGUAGUCAAUAUGGCCACCAACAUAAACAUAAUCACCAUACGGCAGGAUAUGGAUUCGCUCAUGAUGCUGAUAAUCAAGAUGUAGAUGCAGCUGUAACCAAAUACGAAGAUAAGCUUAAUAAUCACAAAGGAUAUCGGUAUGUUCAUGGACACGAUCAGAACGCAGAAGGACCCAGUUUUUCGAUCGAAACCAAUCAUAAAGGUAAACAUAAUAGCUAUGAACACGAUCAUAAUGAGCACCACAUAUAUAACAAGCAUGAGGAACAUCAUGGAAAAGCAACCAGUUUCGCCACUGUAACUAAACACGAAGUUAAGAACGAUGACCAUUCUGGACAUGACUCUCAUACAAGGGGUUACAAGAAACACGAAUACAAUCAUGGACACGAACAACAUGGAAAAGGUCCCAGUUUUGCUGUUGUAACCAAACAUGAAUAUAAACAUGGACAUGGACACGAUCAUAAGAAGCUCGAAGAAUACAGCAAACACCAGGGACAUCAUGGAAAGGCUACCAGUUUUGCCUCUGUCUCCAUACACGAAGGCACACAUGAAAAUGAUAACGGAGAGAAAGUCAAUAAGGAGUACCAAAAUGGUCAUGGCAAUCAUGCAGAAAGUCAUAAGGAGCACAAGGAUAAUCAUGGACACGAAGAGCAAGGAAAAACUUCGGGCUUUGUUGUUGCAACCAAACAUGAAUAUAAUCAUGGACAUGGACACGAUCAUAAGAAGCUCGAAGAAUACAGCAAACACCAGGGACAUUAUGGAAAGGCUAUCAGUUUCGCCUCUGUCUCCAUACACGAAGGCACACAUGAAAAUGAUAACGGAGAGAAAGUCAAUAAGGAGUACCAAAAUGGUCAUGGCAAUCAUGCAGAAAGUCAUAAGGAGCACAAGGAUAAUCAUGGACACGGAGAGCAAGGAAAAACUUCGGGCUUUGUUGUUGCAACCAAACAUGAAUAUAAUCAUGGACAUGGACACGAUCAUAAGAAGCUCGAAGAAUACAGCAAACACCAGGGACAUUAUGGAAAGGCUACCAGUUUCGCCUCUGUCUCCAUACACGAAGGCACACAUGAAAAUGAUAACGGAGAGAAAGUCAAUAAGGAGUACCAAAAUGGUCAUGGCAAUCAUGCAGAAAGUCAUAAGGAGCACAAGGAUAAUCAUGGACACGGAGAGCAUGAAAAAUCUUCCAGUUUUGCUGUAGUAACGAAACACGAAUAUAAACAUGGACAUGGACACGAUCAUGAAAAGCACGAAGAAUACAGCAAAAAUAAAGAUCAUCAUGGAAAGGCCACCAGUUUCGUCUCAGUAACCAAACACGAAGGUAUGCUUGAUGAUCAUGUCAACAAAGAUCAUCAACGUGGGCAUGCUUAUCAUGUGAUAAGUCAGAGGAAAUAUGCCAAAAAUCAUGAGCACCAUGGGAAGAGCUCUAGUUUUGUUGCCAUAACCAAACAUGAGACCAACAACGAAGGAAAAGGACACAGCCAACGAGAGCAAUACGAAAGUAACAAACAUCAGGAGCAUCAGGGCAAGGCUACAAGUUUCGUCUCAGUAACCAAACACGAAGGUAAGCACGAAGUCCAGAACGAACAUCAAGACAAAAGCAAACAUCAAUAUGGUCAUACUUAUAACGGGAAAAUCCAUGAGCAACACGAAGAGAGCCAUGUAACCGAGAAGCAUGGAAAACUGACAAAGCACCAUGUAAAUCAUGGAGAUGCUCAUAAAUUUCAACACAAUCAUAAAGAAGAGAGUCAUGGAAAGGGGCAUCAUAUAAAAAAUCAUGAACAUAAAAAACACGAGGAAACCCAUGGAAAGGCUACUAGUUUUGUUGUUGUAAAGAAGCAUGAAGGCAAACUUGAAGAUCAUCAGACCAAAAACAACGGAUAUGGUUAUCAUACUGAGAGUCAUGGCCAUAAUCAAUGGGGUCAUAAUGGAAAUCCUAAAUAUGAAUUUGAAUAUGGUGUCAAGGAUGGCAAAACCGGCGAUAUUAAGCAGCAAUGGGAAUCCAGAGAUGGUGAUAACGUGAAAGGCAGUUAUUCUCUCAAGGAAUCUGAUGGAACAACUCGGCUGGUGAAAUACUCUUCGGACAAGAAGAGCGGUUUUGAGGCUACUGUUCACAAAAUCGGUCAUGUAGAAGAGAAGCAAAAAUUGGCAAGCAUGGUAACUAAAAAAUGA
Messenger RNA from Musca domestica (house fly), 2859 nucleotides. Its product is annotated as filaggrin-like. Bases 1 to 2859 code for a protein of 952 amino acids. The transcript has 2 exons. NCBI's taxonomy places the organism in Eukaryota, Metazoa, Arthropoda, Insecta, Diptera, Muscidae. Gene Ontology annotation, cellular component: extracellular matrix. The record is from RefSeq and is a predicted model, not a curated record.